UGUUAAUGCCACUCUGUCCAAGGCCGCUGUGUUCAACUCUCUCCUUAUUUUUCCUCUCGAAGGAAUAAAAGAGGGGAGGGGAAACCAAUUCAUUGCCUUUGUUGAGGAUAUAUGGAAGACACGAAACACAGAAAGAAAGAGAAGCCGACCUCUUCCAGACAAAUUUUCUGCCUUUCAGGACCAUUGCACCUCACUUCAGUUGACUGGAAUAAUUUUCAUGACCGAAGAUCUGUUGCUGCGAGCUUGGUUCAGGGAGUGUACAUUCUAGAACGAGAUCGCCAACAGAACCACCAAGACCCUCUAGCUCAUGCACCACCUUGGUGGGAUUUCUUCAAUUUCCACUUGGUCCGUAUUCUUGUAGAUGAUGUUGAUAACUCCAUUUUUGGUGCCAUUUAUGAAUACAAGUUUUCUCACUUCAACCACAACUAUUCAGCCCAAAAUUCUCCACAUUAUGUUAUUGCCUUUCAGGGUACAAUAACUAAGUCAAACACAAGGUCUCGUGAUCUCAAGUUGGAUUUCCUGUGCGUCCGUAAUAGACUUCAUGAAAGCUCUCGUUUUCAGCUAGCAAUGCAGACUGUAGAGAGUAUCUUUGUGGUUGCUGGAAAUUCAAGAAUUUGGUUAACCGGGCAUUCGCUAGGAUCAGCUAUUUCAUUGCUUAUAGGUAAAAAUAUGACUAAGAUGGGUUAUAAUGUUGAAGCUUACCUCUCCAAUUCCCCAUUCUUGUCUGCCCCUGUAGAAGGAAUCAAGAAUGAAAAGCUGAAGCAUGGUAUUCACUUUACAAGCAGUGUAGUCAAAGCUGGACUUGCUGUUGCUGUAAAAGGUCGCAAUCAUAGGCCUGAUAAAGAUGAUCCAUUUAGUUCGCUCUCUUCUUGGAAACCAUACCUGUUUGUGAAUCCUGCAGAUUUUGUAUGCUCCGGGUAUAUUGGCUAUUUUGAACAUAGGAAAACGAUGGAGAAGAUUGGGGCCGGAAAGAUUGAGAAGAUUGCAACACAGAAUUCUAUGGGGAAUUUACUCUCAAGCUCGGAGCAAAGGGAUUUCGAAUCACUGCAUCUGAUUCCUUCGGCCUAUCUUACCAUUAAUUUGCGUCACUCUCCGAAUUUCAAACAUGCUCACGGAAUUCACCAGUGGUGGGAUCAAUUUUUUAUUAGUCUGUCGGAACUACAUGAGUACGAUCCUUAUGUAGCGGAUGAGAAGUUACUUCUAAGAACGCUACAUGACAAAAAGUUACAUCCCUGACAUUGGUGUUGGAACUCUGGGUUAUUGUAAUUGGCUUCUUGUUCCCCUUUACCAUGAAGACAUAAACUGGUCGUCUUUCAUACUAUAUAUGAAUCCGUUAGAGCUCGAAGGAGUCCAGUUUGUGAAACAUUAUAUCUACCUUGUGCAUUUGCAGAGGAACUUUGAUAGCC
Hibiscus syriacus is the source of this 1406-nucleotide messenger RNA. Its product is annotated as GDSL esterase/lipase At4g10955-like. Gene Ontology annotation, biological process: lipid metabolic process. The transcript is spliced from 3 exons. Bases 112 to 1236 code for a protein of 374 amino acids. The record is from RefSeq and is a predicted model, not a curated record. NCBI's taxonomy places the organism in Eukaryota, Viridiplantae, Streptophyta, Magnoliopsida, Malvales, Malvaceae.